AUGGGCCGCGUCGGAAGAAAACAAGAAGUUAUAACUCAUUUAACAACUUAUUAUUCUGAUUUAACUGAUGAUGCAGCUGGUCGUAUCUACGAUGAAGCAACGAACUUGUAUCAUGAAUCAUUAACAUACACUAAUUUUAAUUUAUUGUUGGAAAGGGACGAGAAAAUUAUUUCGGCACUCGUUACCAUUAUUAUAUUUGAAAUCGAUUUAGAUAAACUAAAGGGACUUCAUGGACAAAUUAUGAUGUUUAUUCUUUUUUCGUACAAAACAAUUGCUCCGACAUAUGUUUUUGUACAAGCAAUUGGUCAUUAUGUUCAAGACGAUGGCGACGUGAUUCAAUCAACAAAAUUAUUACGAAUAAUAUUGGAUAGUUUAUAUGAUUAUGUUAACAAAUCAAAAAUUGAUUCAUUGAAUUCACAUUCUCAUUUGUUCAAAUCAUUUAACAGAAACUUAAACUUAUUAGAACAACAAAGAAAAGAAAUGCUUGAAGAUGUUAAAAAACAAGAAGAAGCAAAAAAGUUUAUUGAAAGUGAUGUAGAAGCAGAAAUUAAAAAGAUAAUGUUUAUAGAUUAUCUUCCUCAUAAUAUUUUAUAUCAUUUAUGUAAAUAUUUAUCAAUUAUUGAUAUUAUAAACUUAUCAAAAACAUGCAAACAAUUAUAUAUAUUAACUGAAAAUGAUAAUUAUUUUUGGAUGAUGUUAAUUAAAAAUCAUUUUGGUUUUAAGUUAUAUAAACGUUAUGUUCAUGAAAUAUUUUAUAACGAAAAGAAUUCAGAUUAUGUUUUAUAUCGUACGAAUAAAGACAAAGAAAAAUUCGAAAAAUAUUUUGAAAUAAAUAAAUUAUUUCUUGUAUGUAUUACAUGGGUAUUCAAUAUGUUAAAUUGUAAAGAUAGUAUUGAUGGUUAUUUAGCUUAUAAAAGUUUAAUGAAACAAAAAAAACAUCCACGUACAAAUGAUUUACGAAUGUCUCUUACAAUAGAAGAAGUAUUCGAUUAUUAUCUUAAAAGAAAUAAUUAUUUAACUAAAGAAAAUAUUUUACAAAUAUCAUUUUAUAAAUUAAUUUAUUUUUAUUUAAUUGAAUUAAAACGUUUACUAGCUGUAAAUUUGUUUGGAAUACAUUUACAUUGUUCAAAGGAUCAUUUAAAUUGUAUUAAUAGAUUAUAUCCCAAACAAGAAGAUGAUUUAACAAGUUCAAUAGGUCGAUGUGUUCGUUUAUAUACAGUUCGUCCUCAAUUUCUAUUUGGUAUUAGAGGUAAGUUUAAAUCAAUAUGGCCUGGAAUAUAUGAAAUUAUAUGUCGUAUUAAACUGGAUAAGAAUGAAGAAUAUUUAACAUUUUACAAUGAAUAUUGUAGUCGAGCUCCAGGAUCAGAAAAAAAUGUCCAAUGCUAUUUUUAUGCAUUAGCUGGUCAUGGUCUUGAUUGUGAAUGCAACGGGAAAAAAAUGAAUUUCAAUUGGUUUGAAUCAAAAUAUUUACUAUAUGGUAAUCAAAAUUGGUUCAAUGAAACAAUGGGAAAAAUAAAAGUAUUCGAAUUAUCGGAUAUUUAUUUUGGAUUUCAAAUUAAAAAUGAAUAUUGUUAUCGUAAUAUUUUACUUGAUUAUGUACAAUUAAAUAUUGUUGAAUAA
Molecule: messenger RNA, 1620 nt
Organism: Rotaria sordida
Lineage: Eukaryota; Metazoa; Rotifera; Eurotatoria; Philodinida; Philodinidae
Source: the annotation of a GenBank genome assembly